Molecule: messenger RNA, 1908 nt
Organism: Daucus carota subsp. sativus
Lineage: Eukaryota; Viridiplantae; Streptophyta; Magnoliopsida; Apiales; Apiaceae
Product: protein NRT1/ PTR FAMILY 5.2
Exons: 4
Coding region: 73-1908 (611 amino acids)
Biological process (GO): dipeptide transport; transmembrane transport
Cellular component (GO): membrane
Molecular function (GO): dipeptide transmembrane transporter activity; tripeptide transmembrane transporter activity
Source: RefSeq, a predicted model, not a curated record
UAUCAUGGUGAAUUCUAGCUAUUUAAACUGUAAUCCUAAUAAACUCGGAUAUCGUUGACAGUGAGUAGCAUAAUGGCUAAGAUUGCAGAAGAAAAAGGUAUCGACGAGAAAGAGGAAUAUACACAAGAUGGAACUGUGGAUCUUAAGGGCAGACCAGUCCUCAGAUCGAAAACCGGAAGAUGGACAGCUACAUCCUUCAUUGUAGGGUAUGAGAUGACAGAGAGAAUGGCUUACUAUGGAAUAGCUACAAACUUAGUAUUGUAUCUGACUAGAAAGCUGCAUGAAGGAACUGUGACUUCUUCAAACAAUGUCACCAAUUGGGUUGGUACUGUUUGGAUGACACCCCUUCUCGGUGCCUAUCUAGCCGAUGCUCAUUUCGGCCGAUAUUGGACCUUCGUCGCUUCCUCCAUAAUCUAUUUUCUGGGAAUGUGCUUAUUGACACUAGUAGUGUCACUACAAGCACUGAGGCCACCAUCUUGCGGUGGAGGUGUGAAAGAAGUGGACUGUGAGAAGCGAGCAUCGCCUUUCCAAAUCGGCAUUUUCUACUGUGCAUUGUACAUAAUUGCAAUUGGAACAGGUGGAACCAAGCCAAACAUCUCAACCAUGGGGGCAGACCAGUUCGACCAGUUUGAACCGAAAGAAGGAGCCCAGAAGCUCUCAUUCUUCAACUGGUGGAUGUUCAGUGUCUUCUUCGGGACUCUUUUCUCCAACACUUUCUUAGUCUACAUACAAGAUGAAGUUGGCUGGACUAUAGGCUAUGGCCUUCCUGCUUUAGCACUAUUGUUUUCGAUAGCUUUGUUUCUUGUUGGCACACCUUAUUACAGACACAAGCCACCUGCAGGAAGCCCAUUGACUAAAAUGGCUCAAGUUCUUGUAGCCACUGUAAGGAAAUGGAGAGUAGCUGUCCCAAGUGACCCUCAAGAUCUUCAUGAGCUAAACUUGGCUGAGUACAGCAAACCUGGAAAGUAUAUCAUUGGGCACACUCAAUCACUAAGGGUCCUAGACAAAGCUGCUGUGGUGGUGCCGAGCAAGGAGGAUACCUCAUGGAUAUUGUGCCCAGUGACACAAGUUGAGCAGACCAAGAAAAUGAUAAAAAUGAUUCCGAUUUUACUAGCAUCAUGCAUUCCUAGCACAAUGGUUGCUCAAACUCAUACUAUUUUCAUCAAGCAAGGAACCACGUUGGUGAGGAGCAUGGGGCCUCAUUUUAGUAUUCCUCCGGCAUGUCUGACAGCGUUUACCACGAUCUUUAUGUUACUGAGCAUCGUGCUCUAUGAUCGUCUGUUUGUGCCAUUUGUCCGACGUUACACUAAAAAUCCAAGGGGAAUCACAAUGUUUCAGAGAAUGGGGAUAGGCCUUGUCAUACAUGUCAUUAUGAUGAUAAUUGCUUGCUUUUGUGAAAGAAAGAGGCUAAGUGUGGCAAAAGACCAUGGGAUUUUCGGAAAAAAUGAAACUGUUCCACUUAGUAUUUUCAUUCUACUACCUCAGUUUGCUCUAGUUGGGAUUGCAGAUAACUUCUUGGAGGUGGCAAAAAUUGAGUAUUUCUACGAUCAAGCACCAGAGGGCAUGAAAAGCCUUGGAACUGCAUAUUUCACAACUAGUCUGGGAGUCGGGUAUUUUCUGAGCAGUCUGAUUCUUUCCACUGUUGCCAAAGUCACCAAGAGGAAUGGCAAUAAGGGCUGGAUAUUGGACAACCUGAAUCUCUCUCAUUUAGACUAUUUCUAUGCAAUGUAUGCAGUUUUAAAUUUCCUCAACCUUCUGUUCUUUCUGUUUGUCACAAAGUAUAUUGUUGAUAGCACAGACACACAAACUCUCUUCCAGUCAGAGUUGCAGACAGUCCGCGACAAAUCUGAUAACUUGGAUACCUCAGAUCAACAAAAGAUCGAUGAUGUCAGUGUCUUGAAUAAAUGA